Molecule: messenger RNA, 1068 nt
Organism: Pelobates fuscus (common spadefoot toad)
Lineage: Eukaryota; Metazoa; Chordata; Amphibia; Anura; Pelobatidae
Product: ecto-ADP-ribosyltransferase 5-like
Exons: 6
Coding region: 38-1012 (324 amino acids)
Molecular function (GO): NAD+ poly-ADP-ribosyltransferase activity; NAD+-protein-arginine ADP-ribosyltransferase activity
Source: RefSeq, a predicted model, not a curated record
UUGUGAGAUUCAUUCCAUCAUUUCUCAGUGUAAGACAAUGAAGAUGAGACUAAUAUGCCUCCUGUCUCUCAUUAUCAUUCACCUGCUGCUCCCAACCAAGAUAGAAUGUGAGAUUUUGGACAUGAUGGCCGACACGUUUGAUGAUCAAUAUAUCGGCUGUGAAGGGAACAUGGAGAAGGAUGCCCCAAGUAUUCUCCAGAAGGAAAAAAAUAUAUAUAAAAAAUUUCAAACUGGGUGGGAUUAUGCAGAGGACGCCUGGAGGACAAUAAAACCUAAAAUAAACAACAAACUACCGACUGGAUUUAAGGAUGAAUAUGGGACAGCGGUUGUAUUGUAUACCAUGGAAAGGCCCUAUAAAAUUUAUCACGAGUUAAACAACAACGUGAGCAUAGCUGGACAGUCUACAGAGUAUUACAUGAAAAAAUUCCAUUUCAAAGCCUUUCAUUUCUAUCUGACCAGAGCCUUGCAGCUCCUGGGACGAGGCUGUAUUAAUACCACUUACCGGGGAAGCCUAAUUUCUUACAGUGUAUCUCAAUAUAUGAGAUUUGGACGAUUCGCUUCCUCAUCUCUGAACAAAGAUACAGCUGAAAAGUUUGGAACUGGUACAUUUUUCACUAUAACUACCUGCUUAGGUGUGGAUAUUCAAGAUUUGUCUCACUUUAAAGAGCAAGAAAUAUUAAUUCCAGUCUAUGAGAAGUUUGAAAAGAAAAAACAAAAUGAGAAUUGUGUGACUAUAAAAAGUACCGGUGAGAAGUGCAGUUAUUUCAACUGUGCUUACCUUGGAUACACCAAAAGAACUGAACCAUUCUGCAACUCUGGCACCAAAAGCACUGAUCCAGUCUGCAGCACGGCUCAUGGAGGAGGUCUCUCCGGCUUCUGGAUUUGGAUGAUCUUCACCAGACUCACUCUCGUCCAUCGCUGGGUUUAUCACAACACAAACCACCUAAUUAUUUACAUUAAUCAACCAAAUUAUCUACUUAAUCAACUAAAUAAUUUACAUAAAUUGCCAUAAAAUCUACGUAAUCCACAAAAUAUUAACCCAUCUGACUUCCAAAUGUUCUGAGUAAA